AUGUGGAAUAAAUAUUUCAAGAAGAAGAAGCCUACUGAAGUGCAAUGGAAAGAUGGAUCACACGUGUGGAAAAGAAUGAUAGAGGCAAGGGAUCAGGUGGAUCAACAGAUAUGGUGGGAACCUAAAAAUGGAGCAUGUGAUGUAUGGGAAGAUAAUUGGACAAAACUUGGUUCACUCAAACAGGUCUUACCACCAGAUUUUCAGAUUGACACCAGCAUUGAAGAAGUAUCACACUUUAUGCAUGCAGAAGGAUGGGAUGCACAGAAAUUGCAUGCCAAACUGCCAAUGAGUGCUUGGAAUUUGCUCAGGAGGAAGGCUCAAACAGCAGCUUACUUUUCAAAGUUGUGGCACAAAGGAGUUCUAUUCAAAAUAUCAUUCAUCCUUUGGAGACUGUGGAAGUUCAAAAUUCCAGUGGAUGAUGAGGAGAUAGUUCAACAUCUAUUCCUCACAGGUGAUUUUGCAGCAGAAAUUUGGCACUAUUAUAAUGCUGUUGUGGGGAUAGUUGUGCCAAGGAUUCAGAUUCAUCGAACAAUAGUGCAUUGGUGGUAUAUGCAAGGUCCUACAAAACUCAAAUCAGUUAUGCAAGCAGCACCAGCAUUCAUAUGUUGGCAAUUAUGGAAGAGAAGAAAUACUAUCAUGCAUGGGGGUAAGAUGAAUAAACUAAAGUUCAAGUGCAAUACAGAUGGGGCUUCUAGGGGUAAUCCAGGGUUGAGCUCAGCUGCUUUCUGCAUUAGAGAUGAGGUUGGAAACCUGAUAUAUGCUGGGGCAAGAAGAAUAGCUGAUACAACUAACAUCACAGCAGAAUCUGUAGCUAUUUUGGAUGGGAUUGAGUACUGUAUUAAAAAUAAUUUGGUGCCUGUAAUGAUUGAAUCAGAUUCUCUGUCCAUGAUAAACAUUAUUCAAGGAAUAUGGGAGAUUCCAUGGAAGAUUAGUAUGGAAGUUAAUAAGAUCAACUUCUGGAGGAACAAGGGCCAAGUGCAGUUUGCUCAUAUCCAUAGGGAAGGCAAUGCACUUGCUGAUUUUUUAGCUAACCUGGUUUUUGAUUUUGCAGGUACAGUUCACUUUCAUUCAUUUGCUGAGUUUCCAACAGGUGCAAAGAAGAUUCUCAAUGCUGAUAACAUGAUGAUGCCUAACUUCAAAAGCAAGAUCUACAGAAAUAGAGAACCAGAUUGA
Messenger RNA from Lycium barbarum (goji berry), 1173 nucleotides. RefSeq lists its product as uncharacterized. NCBI's taxonomy places the organism in Eukaryota, Viridiplantae, Streptophyta, Magnoliopsida, Solanales, Solanaceae. The record is from RefSeq and is a predicted model, not a curated record. Gene Ontology annotation, molecular function: RNA-DNA hybrid ribonuclease activity; nucleic acid binding. The transcript is spliced from 4 exons. The coding region runs from base 1 to 1173 and encodes 390 amino acids.